This is a messenger RNA of Cuscuta campestris, 1668 nucleotides long. The record is from the annotation of a GenBank genome assembly. NCBI's taxonomy places the organism in Eukaryota, Viridiplantae, Streptophyta, Magnoliopsida, Solanales, Convolvulaceae.
CUCUUUAGGGGUGGGCUUGCAAUUAAAGAAAAAUAAGACACGCCGUGAAAUAAAGAAAGCCACCCCCGCCGUUCAGAAUGCAAUUCCAUUUGACCGCCGCCGCGUCGCCGCCGGACACCAGCAAAACCGCCAAGUUGGAUCGCUAUCACAGCUAUCUCCGCAAGGUCAACAACACCAAACUCAUCGCCGCCUCUUCCAAGCUCCUCUUCAGAAUCACUCUCUUGAUUGCCCUGUUGCUGAUCUUUUUCUUCACCGUCAACUACCCGCCGGUCUCCGAUGGCUCCGGCCACCGCGCCACCGUCCGCUCCACCACUCACAGCCUGUUCUCGUCCGCCUUCUACGGCGGCGGCGCGUCUUGGGAGAAGCGGGUCCGCGGGUCGUCCACUCCCCGCCGCACCAACGGGUUCUCCGUUCUGGUCACCGGCGCCGCCGGAUUCGUCGGGUCCCACUCUGCUCUGGCGCUCAAGAAGCGAGGCGACGGCGUCUUGGGGUUGGACAAUUUUAACCCUUAUUACGAUCCGUCGUUGAAACGCGCUCGCCAGAAGCUUCUGGAGAAACACCAGAUCUUCACCGUGGAAGGAGAUCUGAACGACGGCGAGCUUCUCAAGAAGCUCUUCGACAUUGUGCCGUUCACCCACGUGCUCCACCUCGCCGCGCAGGCCGGCGUGAGAUACGCGAUGCAGAAUCCUCUCUCUUACGUCAGUUCCAACAUCGCCGGGUUCGUCAGCCUCCUGGAAGUGGCGAAAGCCGCCGAUCCUCAGCCGGCGAUUGUCUGGGCAUCUUCGAGCUCUGUUUACGGGCUCAACACCGACGUCCCUUUCUCCGAGGACCACCGCACGGAUCAGCCGGCGAGCCUCUACGCGGCCACCAAGAAAGCCGGCGAAGAAAUCGCUCACACUUAUAACCACAUUUAUGGGCUUUCUUUAACUGGGCUUCGAUUCUUCACAGUUUACGGCCCAUGGGGCAGGCCCGAUAUGGCCUAUUUUUUCUUCACCAAGGAUAUGAUCCAAGGGAAGGCGAUCAACGUGUACGUGACGCAGGAGGACAAGGAGGUGGCGCGUGACUUCACGUACAUUGACGACAUCGUGAAGGGGUGUAUGGGGGCGCUGGAUACGGCGGAGAAGAGCACCGGCAGCGGCGGAAAGAAGAAGGGGCCGGCGCAGCUGAGGGUUUACAACCUGGGGAACACGUCGCCGGUGUCGGUGAGGAAGCUAGUGGCAAUUCUUGAAAAUUUGUUGAACAUCAAGGCCAAAAAGAACGUGAUCAAGAUGCCCCGAAACGGCGACGUUCCGUUCACCCACGCUAACGUGAGCCUCGCCUACAAAGACUUUGGAUAUAAACCAACGACUGAUUUGUCCACUGGGUUGAGAAAGUUCGUCAAGUGGUACGUUAGCUAUUACGGCAUCCAAUCGAGGGUAAAAAAGGAAUUUGAUGGCACAACUCUGUAAUAGUUUUUGGCUUCAUUUUUUUUCUUUCUUUUUCUUUUUAUAAAUGUUGUUGAUGUAUUUUUUCUAGUCAUUUAAUUUGAAGAUAGUUAUUAUAAAUAUAAAUAUGUGUAACAAAUGUGAGAAAUGGACAACUAUUUCUUGAAAUUAAUAAAGACAAGUGGAAUUGUGGAAAUGAGUUUAAAUUUAUUACUUUUAAAAUGCAUAAAAAAUUGAAUGAUUU